This is a messenger RNA of Diospyros lotus (date-plum), 2514 nucleotides long. RefSeq names its product stromal 70 kDa heat shock-related protein, chloroplastic-like. Bases 236 to 2329 code for a protein of 697 amino acids. Gene Ontology annotation, cellular component: cytoplasm; chloroplast. Lineage: Eukaryota; Viridiplantae; Streptophyta; Magnoliopsida; Ericales; Ebenaceae. The record is from RefSeq and is a predicted model, not a curated record. The transcript has 8 exons. Gene Ontology annotation, molecular function: heat shock protein binding; misfolded protein binding; ATP-dependent protein folding chaperone. Gene Ontology annotation, biological process: protein refolding; cellular response to unfolded protein.
AAUUGCUAAUGCCACACCCACGCCCACACGCGCCAUCUCCGUCUCCAUCCCCAGUGAAUCCCAGUCCCUUCUCGAAAGAUCCGAACCCCCGGAUAAGUUCACAAAGCCUCUAGAAGCCCUGUCUGGUCCACAGCGGUUAUGCUUAUAUAUGCAUAUACAUACAUGACAAAGGAAGAAGAGAAAUAGAAGAUCAAGCAAUAAUUAAGCGGCCUUUCAACGAAGAGAUCAGUAUUCUAUGGCGUCUUCUGCAACACAAGUGUACGUGCUCGGACAAUCCACUUUUCCUUCAUUUUCCCGGCUUCCAAACGGGCGAUGCUCCUCAUCCAGCACCGUGUUCUUCGGGACUAAGUUGAAUCCGAGCGCGGGUUUUGUGAAGUCGAAUGGUAUUGCAAGGAGGGGGCUGAGGGUUGUGAGCGAGAAGGUGGUGGGGAUCGAUUUAGGGACAACAAACUCGGCCGUGGCGGCGAUGGAGGGCGGGAAGCCGACGAUAGUGACGAACGCUGAGGGGCAGAGGACAACGCCGUCGGUGGUGGCGUACACCAAGAACGGGGAUCGGCUUGUGGGGCAGAUCGCCAAGAGGCAGGCCGUCGUCAACCCCGAGAACACGUUCUUCUCCGUGAAGAGGUUCAUCGGCAGGAAGAUGUGGGAGGUGGACGAGGAGGCCAAACAGGUGUCGUACAAGCUCGUUAGGGACGACAAUGGCAAUGUCAAGCUCGACUGCCCUGCCAUUGGCAAGCAGUUCGCUGCCGAGGAAAUCUCAGCACAGGUUCUUAGAAAGCUUGUGGAUGAUGCAUCAAAAUUCUUGAACGAUAAAGUUACCAAAGCCGUGAUUACGGUACCAGCAUAUUUCAACGACUCUCAGCGAACGGCAACAAAAGAUGCUGGCCGUAUUGCUGGGUUAGAAGUCCUGCGCAUUAUCAACGAACCUACAGCAGCUUCAUUGGCGUAUGGGUUUGAGAAGAAGAAUAAUGAAACCAUUCUAGUAUUUGACCUUGGAGGUGGUACAUUUGAUGUUUCAGUUCUGGAGGUUGGAGAUGGAGUGUUUGAGGUUUUGUCUACCUCUGGGGAUACCCAUUUAGGAGGAGAUGACUUUGACAAGAGAAUUGUUGAUUGGCUUGCUGAAAAUUUUAAGAGGGAUGAAGGCAUAGAUCUUUUGAAAGAUAAACAAGCUCUUCAACGGCUCACAGAGGCGGCUGAGAAAGCAAAGAUUGAAUUGUCAUCUCUGACGCAGACCAGUAUUAGCUUGCCGUUCAUUACUGCUACUGCUGAUGGACCGAAGCACAUUGAUACGACCCUUACAAGGGCCAAGUUUGAAGAAAUAUGCUCAGAUUUGUUUGACAGGCUUCGCACACCAGUGGAAACUGCACUUAAGGAUGCUAAACUCUCCUUCAAAGAUAUAGAUGAAGUGAUUUUGGUUGGUGGAUCGACACGUAUUCCUGCUGUUCAAGAUCUAGUCAGGAAGCUGACUGGAAAAGAACCUAAUGUGACAGUCAAUCCAGAUGAAGUUGUUGCUCUUGGGGCUGCCGUUCAGGCUGGUGUCUUAGCUGGAGAUGUUAGCAACAUUGUGCUCUUGGAUGUGACUCCACUGUCUCUAGGUUUGGAAACCUUGGGUGGUGUUAUGACAAAGAUUAUUCCAAGGAAUACAACCCUGCCAACCUCCAAAUCAGAGGUCUUCUCCACGGCUGCUGAUGGGCAGACCAGUGUCGAGAUCAAUGUCCUUCAAGGAGAAAGAGAGUUUGUGAGGGACAAUAAAUCUUUGGGAAGCUUCCGCUUGGAUGGCAUCCCUCCAGCUCCUCGCGGUGUGCCCCAGAUUGAAGUCAGAUUUGACAUUGAUGCCAAUGGCAUCCUUUCUGUCACAGCUGUUGACAAGGGGACAGGAAAGAAGCAGGACAUCACAAUAACUGGUGCUAGCACAUUGCCUAAAGAUGAGGUGGAUAGGAUGGUUAAGGAGGCCGAAAAGUUCGCAAGGGAGGACAAAGAGAAAAGGGAUGCUAUAGACACAAAGAACCAGGCAGAUUCUGUUGUGUACCAAACAGAAAAGCAGCUUAAAGAACUGGGAGACAAGGUACCCGCGCCAGUUAAGGAUAAGGUGGAGGCCAAGCUGAAAGAACUUAAGGAUGCCAUGUCUGGUUCUUCGACUCAAGCCAUCAAGGACGCGAUGGCCGCACUGAACCAGGAAGUUAUGCAACUGGGACAGUCCCUUUACAGGCAGCCGGGGGCUCCUGCCCCCGGCGGCGAUAAUGCUGGAUCGUCUGCCUCAACCAGUAAGUCAACAGAUGGAGACGGCGAUGGGGAUGUGAUCGAUGCAGAUUUCAGCGAAAGCAAGUGAGACGGGCCAAGGGUGGGCCUUUUUGUCUGAUUUUCAUUGGUAAAUAGUGUGAAAUUUUGUGGGGGGAGGGCAUACAAAGAUGUAGAAUAUGUGUAUAUAGUUGGCAUGUGGAAUAGUUUUGUGGCAUUGAUCCAAAGGAUUAGCUGUUUAAUUUCUAUCAAUUCCCCCAAAGACAUAUCAUGCAA